AUGACAGCUACUCAGAAACACAACCUCAUCACGCCCGAACCUCACUAUGUCCCUGGCUACGCCGGCUUCUACCCGCAGCUACGCUACCAGGUGGGGAACACCUAUGGGCGCACCACAGCUCAGCUGCUCACGGACCCCAGUGUGCAGAAGAGCCCCUGCUCCGUGCUGUCCCCAAUAUCCAAGCCCAAGUUCAUCGAGGACUUCAGCAGGUCCAAGCCACCCUUGAUCCCCUGCCGGGACCUGAUUGAGCCCUACAUCCCCCACUACACCGGUCUGAAGCCCUACAAAAACUUUGAAAUCCUGGGCAAGUUCUCACCCCAGGAGGUGCACACUGAAGGACCACCAGGGCUAGAGAAUGCAUCCAGGCAGGUCGCACUGCCUGCAGGCUUCAUGCCCUACCCCCCCUACCCCCCAUGCCCACCAGGCAGGAAGAGGGACUCUAGGGACCUCGGACACCCAGGCCUGCAGCUGGCAUACGGGGAGGAGGGCUGGAAGAGCAACACCCCUGCCACAGAGGCCCCUGAGCCAUACCAGAUGUACCACUGCAGGAGGGAUGAGUAUGUACCUCUAGCCCACCAGCAGGAGACACUAGAUGUAGGCAGGUUCCACAGGCUGCCCCAGCUGGACCACCCCAACCUGAUCCAACGCAAGGCCAUCUCUGGAUAUGCUGGCUUCAUCCCCCAGUUUGCCUGGGUGAUGGGGAUGAAUUACCGCAAUGGGGUCACGCAGGCUAUGGAUGAGUUUGACAAAAUCCAGUUCCUGUCUAGAAACCCCAUCUGUGCCCUGGGCGAGAGGCUGCCCCAAACACACUGGCCCAGCAACACCAUCUACAACAGCAAGGGCCUGAUACCUUUCUACAUGGGGUUCAUACCAUCCAUGCAGGACCACUACGCCAUGACGUUCGGCAACAGCACCCGCAAGGCCUACCAGAAAGAACUGGAGAGGAGAAGCCAGACACUAUGAAAUGCUUUAAUGGUGGUGUCUGUACAGCAUAUGAAGUCAAGACAGGAAGAGAGCAGGUGCACACAGUGAAAUAGGGUUAUCAGAGGA
Molecule: messenger RNA, 1050 nt
Organism: Miniopterus natalensis
Lineage: Eukaryota; Metazoa; Chordata; Mammalia; Chiroptera; Miniopteridae
Gene: CIMIP2A
Product: ciliary microtubule inner protein 2A
Cellular component (GO): nucleus
Source: RefSeq, a predicted model, not a curated record